AUGCCUUUGGACACAUAUGCACAUUUGAACGGCCGCCCGAACGGCGCUUCGGGACUUCCAGACACCAUGGCCGACCUUAGACUUCAGCUAAUUGGAAAUCGAGAUCUUAAGAUCAAGGUUCUUCAAGAACCACACUUUGUCGCUUGGCUUCUCCAGGAGUUGUACAAGGACUUGGAGGCCGUGAAGAGGGAACAACUGCUUCCCGACGUGUCCAAAACACGCCAUCUUCACGACAAAGUCGUCAUUUUGCGUAUUCUAGCGUGUUUCGUCGCUGACCUCCAGAACCUGGACGAAAAGGUCUCUGUGGAUGCGCUGUGCUUGGCUGAAUCGGUGCCCUUGAUCACGGAAUUCUUUGAAUGGGUCAUCCAGACGUUUCUCCCGGCUUUGGGCGACACCCUGACCCCAAUCGGCCCAGAAACGGCCGAUGCCAGAAUCGACCUCCAGAAAGUGCUCUGUGACAGUCUCUGGAUCAUGCUUGUUUUUGCCAGCUCAGGCAGCGUGGCACUCACGGAAUCUAGCUACGAAAGCUUGUACAAAUUGACCACGGCAUUGCUUAUAUGUGACGACACCAAAUCGCCCAAUUCUGCUCUGACCCUCCAACGAGCCGUGAUUUCGAGCUUGAACCUGCUCCCGUUUUUGCUUAAAGGAGCGUCUAAGCGUCUUUCGGAGACUUACGGAGGCCCCUUGCUUAGACUCUGUUUGCUCAGGCUCCAUCGAGAAUUUGCUCAGUUGCAUAAUCACUACGUGGAUGGUUUGCCCAGUCAGGGACACUUUCUAGAGAAGGUGUCGCCCAACAUCAUAGGCGACAAGAGGCUUCUACGGGACAUUUUCGAGGUGGACUUCAUCACGUCGUUGGUUGUUGCAGCCGCUCAAUUGCUCAACCACACAAAGGAGAGAAAUAGAGCGCUUCCGCUUGACCUGGCCUUCUUCACAUCCAAGGAGGUGUUUUUGUGCAUGGUCCUUUUGCUUAAAUGCGACGGUUGCCACUUGCUCAACGUUGCAACACUCAAUUUGAUCCAUUUCUAUCUUUCAGCGCUUGAGGAUCUGGGCUCGGCUUCUGAAGAAAUCAUCUUCAAGACCUACGAGAAGCUAUUUCCCCGCAUCAUUGAGCUUUUGGAUGCCGAUCUCUCCCAGAAGGACUCUGUUCCGCCAUUCCUUAGUCUUCCGGUUUCCGUGCUUUCUGGUUUAUGUCUCAAGUACCCCCGUAUGUCGUUGCACUUGCACAACACCAAUGUCGACAUAAAGAUCAUGAAAGACCUCCAGUCUCUCAUAAGACGCACGCCGAUUUUUGCAACGCUUUUCAAGCUUAAAGUGGCUGCCAAGGAAGGCAAGAAACUUACGGAUUUCACAACCCUCGCCAAACACCGUUUGGGCUCUGACAACCGUGGUGAGACCGCUCUUCAUCUGACCAACUUGGAGCAGAUUUCAGAUUAUCUCCAGCUUUUGAGCGUCUACACGAGCUCCAACGAUGACUACCGUCGUAGAGUUACGAAAUUCCUGGAACUGAAGGCCACCAAGGCCCUGUCGCCAAACUUCUUGUGUCUCACGAUUUUUGAGCUCAUAGACGAUUACCGGUUUUUAAUGCUGCAAAUGCUCUUGGGUUACGAUGUCUUGGGCAAGAUUCUUCAAGACUCUUCCAAGUUGGACCAAACGAAGGUGCUCACUUGGUUUGGUAAGAACCUCGGAAUAAUCUACACGUUGAUUGAGCACCCUAUCUUCACCCAAACGAUCUACUUGGUGAGAUCUCUUUCAAGAUCGAUCCCCACCUUGCGGACAUUUUUUGUGGACUGCAAUUCUAUCAAGAGUGUCUUUGAUGUUGACGAUGAUACCGUGUUGAACCCUAAUGACGCCAGCUCUCACGAGGAUAUAAUCGACAUUGUUAAGGUUAGGUACAACAAGGAAGCUUCGUUCAAGAGACGCGGCAGCUUUGUUUCGAGUCUUCUAGAGAUACUCGGCCUGCUUGACCACGUAAAGUAUGCAAUGCAAUACUUCGUCAAGGCCAAGCCAGACUUGACGCUUCAAUACGCUCCACCAAGGAAGACACUCUGUGUGAAGAGGGUUAUUCUUCUUGCGUCAAUUGCAAACUUCAUUCUCGACUUCAGCUCCUUCCGGUACGAGAUUGUCAACCACGACUCAUUCUUGCUGGAUUUGUCCAAGGUCUUCCAGAAUGUGUCUCUCAGCGAUGAUGAUAUCAAGUACACUGAAGAAGAGGAGAAGGAGAUCACCUACGAGAAUCUUCGCGAGCAGCUCACUGUCUUACAGGUGGUGAAGAGUUACUUGUACAAUGAGAAUGAAGAAAACAGCAAGAUUUUGUGGGACUUUAUCCUGUUGACGUUGAUGUUCGAGAAGUCGCUCUACGGUCUCUCUGACAAUGUGGAGCAGGAUGCUGAGCUUCAUGGAUUGCUCGUUCAGCACAAGAUCCUCGCAUUUGAGAUCAUGAGAAACCUCACGGCUGCAUCGUCGUUCUUCAGUGAAGCCAUUAGUGACUCAUACCUUCAAUACGUUACGGAAGAGAGCGAGGAUGGAAAUCAUUCUUCGCCCUCUACAUGGCACGAUUACCUUUUGAAGAACCUCCUUAGCUUCAACUUGUUCGUCAAUGAUGGAAAGGUUCAUGAUGAAGAGGAGUUUUUCAAAUCCGACGAGUUCUUUUUCGGAUUGAUAAAGAAUCCAGAGUUUGUGAGGCUUCUAGUGGGUGUCAACUUUGUGGAGGACCAUCGGUACACGAACAUGAGAGUCUUCAAGAAGCUGGAUUUCCCACUGAAGUCCAUUCUCGAGAUUUGGAAACGGAUCUUGAAAGCUAAACUCACCGACAAGCUAGAGCUCAAGCUUUGCGGACACAAUCUCAAUGAGAGAGUAAAGUUGGCCAAUCAGCUUAUUGAGGUGAAGCUCUCCAUCACAUGGAUUCUCAUCAACUUGACAUGGAAGGACGAUGCUUUCGGCUACCAAGUUCCUGACAAGGUGAGUUUCUCUCUUAUGGAUACCGUUGGCCACAGAACGCAUAGCGAUCCCCAUAGUGAAGAGAGGCAAUUGUUCAGCUCUUCCAAUAUCGUGAUUGAGGAAAGCGAAGACGACGAGGAAGACGAUCAUGAGGCGACGCAGCCUGAAGAAGACGACACAGAGAUGAGUGCAGAGGAUAAAGCCAAGUUGUUACAUCGCUACGGAUUCAGCCAUAUUUUGCAGCAGAUCAUCUUAGACAUGUCGAAGCCCAAGUUCAAAGGUCGUGGUGGCUCACGCAUUGAACGGUUUGACCUCUUGAACGCCAACAACUUGUAUGAGAAGGCCAAGACAGCGCUUUCCCAAAUUACUGGAUUGGUUUCCGGCCAUGCAUCAGGCAAUGAACCUCAAGCAGGCGGACCGGCCGUCAGUGAAGAGCGCCAUCCCCUCAGGCGAAUGAGCAACAUCAUCAGCAGCAGAGAUGGGACGAGAAUCCGUAGAGACGUCAACCGAGGCGGGGAAGGAUUCGGUUACGAUUCCGCCGAUGAAGUUGCAGAGAGUUCUGGAGAAAAUAAUCAAGACGAAGAGGAAGAUGCGUCAGAUACGAACCCGGAGCAGUCUGACAUGGACGAUGUGGUGGAUAUAGACGAGUACUGGGUGAGGUGA
Candidozyma duobushaemuli is the source of this 3600-nucleotide messenger RNA. RefSeq lists its product as uncharacterized. Lineage: Eukaryota; Fungi; Ascomycota; Pichiomycetes; Serinales; Metschnikowiaceae. The coding region runs from base 1 to 3600 and encodes 1199 amino acids. The transcript has a single exon. The record is from RefSeq and is a predicted model, not a curated record.